AUGGGCGAGCUUUCUCGUCGCUUGGCCAAAACGGCUCUUUUCACCCCCCUCAAGGUGGGCAACAUCCAACUCCAGCACCGGGUCGCCCUCGCCCCUUUGACGCGCAACCGCGCACAUCCGGAUGGGACGCCGAGCGAGAUAGCGAUCACGUACUACAGUCAGCGGGCGAGUUUUCCUGGGACGCUCCUGAUCACCGAAGGAACAUUUAUUGCCCCGGAGGCUGGCGGGUUGGCUUGCGCCCCGGGAAUCUAUACGGAGAAGCAGAUCGCUGCCUGGAAGAAGAUCACUGACGCGGUUCACUCGCGCGGCUCCUUCAUCUUCUGCCAGUUGUGGGCACUCGGCCGUGCCGCCAGCGGUUCACUCCUGAAGCCCCAUGGUUUUGAUGUGAUCGGCCCCUCGGCAAUCCCCAUCAAGUCCCCUAGGGCUGACCAGCCUCGCGCGCUUAGGACCGAGGAGAUUCCCCACUGGACUGGGUUAUAUGCACAGGCCGCCAAGAACGCGAUGGCAGCCGGGUUUGACGGGGUCGAGAUCCACGGAGCGAACGGCUACCUUGUAGACCAGUUCAUUCAGGACGUCUCGAACGAUCGCACGGAUGAGUACGGAGGAUCCAUUGAAAACCGAGCAAGGUUUGCGUUAGAGGUCAUCGAUGCGAUAACGAGCGCCGUAGGGCAAGAGCGCACUGGCAUCCGCGUCAGCCCCUGGAGUCCGUUUCAAGAUAUGCGCAUGGCCGACCCUAAACCUACGUUCUCCUACCUGGCACAGGAAAUCAAUUCCCGUUAUCCCAACUUCGCCUAUCUCCACGUCACAGAGCCUCGUGUGAUUGGCAGUGACGAUUGCAAGGUGCCGCCAGAAGAAAACAACAAUUUCUUACGCCAGAUUUGGAGACCGAAGGUGUUUCUAGAUGCUGGAGGGUUUAAGGAGGACGUUGCAGACGUGGUCCCUACCAUGGGGGACGUCAUCGUUUAUGGGCGAUAUUUCCUCUCCAAUCCGGACCUUCCGCUCCGUCUGAAAGAGGGAAUCCCUUUGUCAAAAUAUGAUCGUCGGACGUUCUAUCUGGUUGGUCCGGACAAGACGGAAGGGUACAUUGACUACCCUACGGCAGAGGAGCUAGGGGCGUCGAAGAUACCACGUUGCGAUCUGCCGAGGAAAUGCUAA
Molecule: messenger RNA, 1155 nt
Organism: Dacryopinax primogenitus
Lineage: Eukaryota; Fungi; Basidiomycota; Dacrymycetes; Dacrymycetales; Dacrymycetaceae
Product: FMN-linked oxidoreductase
Exons: 5
Coding region: 1-1155 (384 amino acids)
Molecular function (GO): FMN binding; NADPH dehydrogenase activity
Source: RefSeq, a predicted model, not a curated record